GGAAAAAAGAGGAAUCUGAAGGGAUCAUUCAAAGUGUGAUCCUUGAGUUUAUUUAGGGUUUUUGUCUGGUGUUUGUUACAAACACACCACCCACAUUUCCUUUUUCGUUCAGAAUUUUUAUGAUUAAAAGGCCACUAAUCAAUCGAUCCUUUGUGUGUUCUGAAACUGUGACAAAAUUGACAAACAUGUCGUUGGCCACCGGAAGGGCAGAGAAACAAAAGGAGAUAGCCCCAAGUACAAGGCGUGUUGCGAAUCAGGGAAAGGCGACAGUUCUUGCUCUCGGUAAGGCCUUCCCCAGCAAUGUUGUCUCUCAAGAGAAUCUCGUGGAGGAGUAUCUCCGCGAAAUCAAAUGCGAUGACCUCUCUAUCAAACACAAGCUGCAACACUUGUGUAAAACUACAACUGUCAAGACACGCUACACGGUCAUGUCCAGGGAGACGCUGCACAAAUACCCUGAGCUAGCAACCGAGGGUUCCCCAACCAUCAAACAGAGGCUCGAGAUUGCAAACGAGGCGGUUGUGCAAAUGGCAUAUGAAGCCAGCCUGGCUUGCAUCAAGGAAUGGGGAAGGCCAGUGGAAGAUAUCACUCAUCUUAUCUAUGUUUCCUCCAGUGAGUUCCGUUUGCCCGGAGGUGACCUUUACCUCUCGGCACAGCUGGGCCUUCGCCACGAGGUGCAGAGAGUGAUGCUGUAUUUUCUGGGAUGCUACGGAGGCGUGACUGGCCUGCGCCUGGCCAAGGACAUUGCUGAGAACAACCGAGGUAGCCGGGUGCUGCUCACCACCUCUGAGACUAUGGUUCUGGGGUUCCGUCCGCCCAACAAAGCUCGCCCUUACGACUUAGUCGGGGCUGCUCUCUUUGGAGACGGAGCAGCUGCCCUCAUCAUCGGAGCAGACCCUACAGAGUCAGAAUCUCCCUUCAUUGAGCUUCACUGUGCUAUGCAGAAGUUCCUGCCUGGAACACAGGGGGUGAUCGACGGGCGGCUGUCAGAGGAGGGCAUAAGCUUCAAGCUAGCAAGAGACCUCCCUCAGAGGAUCGAAGACAACGUAGAGGACUUCUGCAAGAAGCUGGUGGCAGAGGCUGGCUCUGGCUCUGGUUCAUUGGAGUUGAAUGACCUGUUCUGGGCAGUUCAUCCCGGUGGACCAGCCAUCCUGAACGGGCUGGAGACGAAACUGAAGCUGAAGCCGGGGAAGCUGGAGUGCAGCAGACAGGCGUUGAUGGAUUAUGGGAACGCUAGCAGCAACACCAUUUUCUACAUAAUGGACAAAGUAAGGGAUGAGCUUGGUAAGAAAGGCAGAGGAGGAGAAGAGUGGGGUCUGGGCUUAGCUUUCGGACCGGGAAUCACCUUCGAGGGCUUCCUCAUGAGGAGCCUCUAAGUGUCUAUGAACCGCGACCACAAAAUAAGUAAACUUUGGCGUUCCACUAGAAACAAAUAAGAUAACAUCAUCUCUCAUGCAUAAUUCUAGGGUAAGAAUCGGCACAUUAACUAUACGGCCAGUUCAUGAACACAUGUAUCAUGUAUAGUUGCGUUAGUUUGUUCUUUAAUGGUACUCAUAAACAUACAUCACUGUCCAAUGAUACUGUGACACCGAGACAUUCUCUCAUAACUCCUUU
Eutrema salsugineum is the source of this 1611-nucleotide messenger RNA. RefSeq names its product type III polyketide synthase C. Gene Ontology annotation, biological process: polyketide biosynthetic process. The record is from RefSeq and is a predicted model, not a curated record. Gene Ontology annotation, molecular function: acyltransferase activity, transferring groups other than amino-acyl groups. NCBI's taxonomy places the organism in Eukaryota, Viridiplantae, Streptophyta, Magnoliopsida, Brassicales, Brassicaceae. The transcript is spliced from 2 exons. Bases 120 to 1373 code for a protein of 417 amino acids.